Auanema sp. JU1783 is the source of this 255-nucleotide messenger RNA. The record is from the annotation of a GenBank genome assembly. NCBI's taxonomy places the organism in Eukaryota, Metazoa, Nematoda, Chromadorea, Rhabditida, Rhabditidae.
AUGCUCUGCCUGCAGAUAACCGAGCAUUCGAAACUAUCGAUUGGUCAGACUACCGUAAACGGAGUGAUUCAGCUGUAUGUCUUUUUAGUUUUCUCAAUUAGUAUUCCCAUCGAGAAACACAUUCUGGCAACGUUCUCAAAGUUGCAACUUGAAUCUUCUAAAACGCAUGAAAGCCUGGUAAAUAUGCUUCAUCCACUCCGAAAAAUGCCCAACCAAAAAUGGAUUGAUCUCGGUUGGAGCUGGGGAGGCAAGUAG